Messenger RNA from Zea mays, 2760 nucleotides. RefSeq names its product exocyst complex component EXO70B1. Gene Ontology annotation, cellular component: exocyst. The record is from RefSeq and is a predicted model, not a curated record. Gene Ontology annotation, biological process: exocytosis. Bases 126 to 2144 code for a protein of 672 amino acids. Gene Ontology annotation, molecular function: phosphatidylinositol-4,5-bisphosphate binding. The transcript has 2 exons. NCBI's taxonomy places the organism in Eukaryota, Viridiplantae, Streptophyta, Magnoliopsida, Poales, Poaceae.
GCAGCGGGCAGAUUAGUCGACUCCAUUUCGCUUCCCCGUCCAUCUCAUUCCUCUUCUCUCCUCCCCUCCCUCGGCCUUUCUCCCAUCCCCGUUCGAAGAAGCCGCCGAUACCGCGGCAGUCGAGGAUGGCGGCGGCGGCACCACCGGACGGGCAGGAGAAGGUGAUUGCGGCGGCGCAGCACAUCGUCAAGUUGCUCGCCAGCUCCAAGAACGCUGCCGACGACAUGAUCCGCAUCCUCUCCGGCUUCGACAACCGCCUCUCGCUCAUGUCCGACCUCUUCACUCCUCCCCCUGCCGCCGCCGCCGUUGGUUCCAUCCUGGAGGCGGACGAGGGGACCCAGAGGGAGGGGGACGAGGCCGACUACGACGAAGACGACGCCGCUGCCCGGGCCGAGGCGGAGUGGGACGUGGCGGCCGAGGUGGUCGAGCGCCGGGUGUCCCCCGCUGCCGGGGCGGCCGAGGUGGUCGAGCGCCGGGUGUCCCCCGCUGCCGGGGAAGCGCUGGUGUUCGACUCGCGGGAGGGCGCCGAGGAGUACCUCGCCGCGGUCGCCUGCCUCGUUGGCGCGCCGGGCCCGCGCGCCGAGGCCGCGCUGCAGGCCGCCAUGACGCGGCUCGAGGACGAGUUCCGCCACCUGCUCGUGCGCGGGGCGCCGCCGCUCGCCCCAGAGGACCUCCAGACCUCGCUCCUCCGGCGGCUCUCGCUCACGGUGCCCUCCUUCAACUCCUCCGCCGUAGACCUAGACUGCCACUCCUUCGCCCACCACCCGGCCGCCGUGGGGGGAGACGAGCAGCAGUGCGGCAGGAGCUCCGCCUCCGACGACGAGACCUUGCCCUACCUCAUGGCCCCGGACACCGUCAGCGCCCUCAGGGACAUCGCCGACGUCAUGCUGCGCGCGGGCUACGCGCCCGAGCUGUGCCAGGUCUACGGGGAGGUGCGCCGGGACACGCUCAUGGAACGCCUCGCCGUGCUCGGGAUCGACAAGAUGAGCCUCGAGGAGGUGCAGCAGGUGGAGUGGGGCGUGCUUGACGGCAAGACGAAGAAGUGGAUCCAGGCGUUCAAGGUCGUUGUCCGGGGCCUCCUUGCUGAGGAGCGCCGCAUCUGCAGCCAGAUCCUUGCGGCCGACCCUAACGCCGAGGAGGAGUGCUUCACUGAGGCGGCCAAGGGCUGUGUCCUCCAGAUGCUCAACUUCGCUGACGCCAUUGCGAUCGGGAAGAGGUCCACAGAGAAGCUGUUUCGCAUCCUUGGUAUGUAUGAGGCGCUUGCUGAGGUGCUGCCAGAGCUUGAAGGCUUGUUCUCCGGUGACGCAAAGGAUUUCAUCAAGGACGAGGCUGAGGGAAUACUGGUACGGCUCGGUGAUGCAGCGCGUGGCACGAUUGAAGAGUUUGCUAAUGCCAUACAGGGAGAGACUUCUCGGAGUCGGAGACCGCUGCCUGGUGGGGAGAUCCAUCCUCUUACCCGCUAUGUCAUGAACUAUGUGUGUCUGCUUGCGGAUUACAAUGCCUCGCUAAAUAGGCUUCUGGAAUAUUGGGAUACUGAGCUGACUGGGGUUGAUAAUCCGAACACGACUCCAUUGGGGCACUGCGUGUUCAUGCUGAUCACACACCUACAGUGCAAGAUUGAUGAGAAAUCGAGGCUGUAUGAGGAUGAAGCGCUGCAGAACAUAUUUUUUAUGAACAAUCUGCUGUACAUUGUGCAGAAGGUGAAGGAUUCAGAGCUCAAGACAUUGCUUGGUGAUAACUGGAUUCGCAAACAUCGUGGUCAGAUAAGGCAAUACUCUACAGGGUAUCUCCGGUCAUCAUGGACUAGGGUGUUAGCUUGCCUGAGAGACGAUGGGCUUCCACACACAAUGGGUUCAUCAGGCGCACUCAAGGCUGCACUGAAGGAUAGAUUCAAAAACUUCAACUUGGCCUUUGAGGAGCUGUACAGGACUCAGACAUCAUGGAAGGUUGUCGAUCCUCAGUUAAGAGAAGAGCUGAAGAUUUCCAUCUCCGAGAAGGUUCUUCCAGCAUACCGUUCAUUUGUUGGAAGAUUUCAUGGCCAACUAGAGGGAGGGAGGGGUUCUGCAAGGUAUAUAAAGUACAACCCUGAUGAUUUGGAGAACCAGGUCUCGGAGUUUUUUGAAGGGAGAAAGCCAAAUGCUUGAUGGUCAAGGGAUGUUCAUAUCAACUAUGCAACCUCAAGACAUGCAAAUUUGAUGAUGCUAGUUCCAAGUUUCCUUCCAAAUUUCUUGAACUACCGUACAUGGAACUUCUAGCCUACCCUAACUUGGUUGGAACUUAAAGGUCUGUACAGAGAACUUGACCUUCCAACAUCUUUUGAAUGUCUGAAGACAACUGACAAAAACUGUGUGAACUUCAAAGCAACCUGAACUGAAUACUUUAGCCUGUCAUCCUUGAUCCUGUCAUGGUGUGUGGUCACAUCAUUGAGGCUUGCACAUGGGAUUAUGACAACUGCAUCUGCCAUAAGCUGUAUAAUUGUAAUUAAUACAUAUUAUCUUUUUUUUUUGCCGAUUGUAACAUCUCGUGAGCCAUGUUUGACUUCAAAAGAAUGUUGGUGCUAGUCAUUUUUAUGUACAGUCCUACCAGCAGUCAUGUUCACAUUUACCUUGUUGCAACCUUUCGUAUAGUGCGUUGCAGCCUCCUGUUAUAUUCAUUUGUUAAUGACAACAAAUGGUCCCGUUGUCUUGUUAAUCUCUGAUCGUAAAAGUAGCAUUUUCAUGAUGCUUUACAAUGUUCUUAAACUUUUCAGUUCCUAAACGA